UCUCUUAUUUAACUAUCAGUAGCCACUUACUCUGGUAUAACACUGCCCUGGGAGAUAAACUGAAGUGCUCCAGACCUCUAUUAUUAUAUUUUCCUUGUACCUUAUAUCUAAAGAGAGAUACGCCGGCUCUGUGACUCCUAACUCAAGACUGGCUCUUCAUUUUCAUUAAUCCAGCUCCACUACUCCUCACUGAGUUGACAAAUUGAAAAAGGCUCAUUAAUAACAGCACUGUAACGAUAAAAUGGCUACCCCAUCUUUAGGAAGAAAGGAGAGAUUAGGCACAUCAGUUAGAAGUGCACUCAAUGAGCAGCUGAAUAAGAUACAAUGGAAGCACACGAUGGAACUAGAACUGAUUGAUGAUGUUAGGAGUUUCCUAAAACAGAGGUCUCAAAUUGAAAAGGACUAUUCUCAAGCUAUACAGAAGCUUGUGUCUCAGUUUUCUUCAAAGCGUGAUUUCAAAAACCCACCAACCGUACCUAACUUUGAUCGACUAGAAAACAGAGGUAUAUUAGAAAUGUGGAAGUCCUUGCUUGAUAAAACUGACGAAAUGGGAAAGAGAAAAGGUAACGUGGGCGACCUGCUUUGUGGGAGCCUCAGCGAAGAACUUAAGAAGCUCAAGAGGGUUAAAGAACAUAAUUUCAAGAGACAAGCAGAAAUAUUCCAAUUAAUGAUCAGCGAAGUUUUGGAGAGCGUUAAGGAGCUGACCAACGCCAAGAAGCUGUAUCAUGAGAAAUGGAAAAUGUGCGAAGAUUCGAGACAGAAAUAUCGUGAUGUGGAUGACAGGCUACGCAGCUGCAACUUAAAAAUGUUUGAAUCAAAGUCAACUCUUGAGAAAACGCACAAAAAAAACACUGAUAAGUUGAAGCAGGCACAGAAACAGUUAGUGGUACAACGGAAUGAGUAUUUAUUGACGGUAGCAGAAACUAACACUCACCUUGACAAGCACUUCGAAACCGACCUCACAGAAAUGCUUAAGAUUGUUGAUGGCGAGUUGUAUGAUAUAAUGAGAAACUCGUACACACUUUUCGCUCAAAUUGAAAUGGACAGCUGCAACGCCAUUAGGGCAGAGUUUGAAGACCUCAGGGAACAAGUAGCACUCUUAAAUAGAGAAUAUGUUCUAGAGUGUUUUAUGGUUGAAAACCCGAUACUACGAGACAAGAUUUCUUACACAUUUGAGGCAUCAAGUAACGAUAAAGUGACAAGCCUUAGUAAAGACCACGAGGCAGAGCUAUACCUUAACAAGGAAGCAAGAAAGUGCGCACAACAGUUGACGAAACUUCAUCAAAAGAUAGCGGAGAAGAGCAAAGCCAUAAAAGGACUGCAGACCGUCACGAAAGCAUAUCAUGUCAAUCCUGAGUUUGGUACGAGCGAUGCAGUUUCAGAGGCCGAGCAAAGUCUACACCAUAUUCAAGAAGAGAUUAGACAGAUUGAGGUGACUACUACUAAGGCUAAUGCACGUUUGGACCUUCUCAAAGAUUGUGGAGUUGAUGUAUCCAAGUGGUUACAACAAGCAGCUCAUACCGAGUAUGAACACACGCCCGGGGAACAGAGAAAGCUAGACAAGCAACAGCUGCAACCCGAUCUUGUUGACCUUACCACAACCUUGCGUAAACAGACUCUAAGCGCUAGUCAGUCGUCAUUGAGAGGUGGUGACAGUGAUACUGUCUCCAUGAAGUCUGAUGUGCUGAGUCUCAAUUCGUAUCAAAGCGAGCAGACGCCGACAAUGUGUAAAGUGUUGUACUCGUAUGAGUCACAAAGGUCGGACGAGUUAGACAUUCAAACUGAUGAAGAACUUGAUGUCAUUGAAUGGGACGAUGGCGACGGAUGGUGCAAGGGCCGAAACAAAAACUCUCAAGAAGGGUACUUCCCUCAGAGCUACGUACAAGCAAUCACUGCACCGACUACGCCUCCAAAAGUAGGCGGAGCUUCUAAUGAUGUGACAUUUAAACUCGUCGUCAGUGAAGAAGUAACGAUGCUAAGAGCACUGUUUGAAUACACGGCACAAGAAGACGAGGAGCUUUCCUUCCCAGAAGGUGCCAUUAUAAGGUUACUAAGGACAGACGAUAAUGGGAUUGAUGACGGCUGGUGGGAGGGGUCUUACGAAGGAAAGAAAGGAGUGUUCCCAUCCAUAGUUGUUGAGAUAAUUACCAACGACAAUAAUCCAGAACUGACCCCUGUUAACUCAGAAGUGUUUACGAUGCCUCCUCCAAUGUCCUCAUCUCCUACUUCUCCUCUCCCUCCUCCUCCAUCUUAUCCUGCCCCAGCCAUUUCAGCAAACGAUCUCUCAAUACUCCCUCUAAAGCAGCUUCAGUAUAAUCUAUCCUCUGGCUCCACAAACUCGUUUUUCGUCGGUUCAAAGUUAGGGGAUGGGACGGUUUCUACGGCUAGUUCUCCGGGAGGGAUAAGAAGAGGAAGUAAUGUCAUCAGUCAAAAGAGAGACGAGAGAGAGCUCGAGGUCCAGGAUAGUUUUGAAGAUACUUUACAAGAGACGAAAGAGCGUUGGAGCUCUUUUGACGACAUUCAAGACGAUGAUGAUUGUUAUGUGUAGCUCUCUCUGUUUAUUUGAUUCCAAUUGACCACUCCCACUCGUAGUUUAUUACUGUUAAUACAGAAACGUACAUCCGCUCUUUUUUGUGUAUCAUAAUAUAAUUAAUAAAUUGUUUUAUUAUUAUUAUUAUUACUAUUGUAUAUAUAUAUAUAUUAUAUAUAUAGAUCUAUAAUAAUUGUGUCCUUGUGUGUGAACUACAAAAAUUAAUCCUUUAUUAUUAUUAUUAAUUAAUUUUAUUUCUAAUUAUUGCUAACGGUUUUAAUACUUCCUAUAUAAGAAUUUUUGAAUAAGUAAAAAA
Molecule: messenger RNA, 2846 nt
Organism: Amphimedon queenslandica
Lineage: Eukaryota; Metazoa; Porifera; Demospongiae; Haplosclerida; Niphatidae
Product: F-BAR and double SH3 domains protein 2-like
Exons: 17
Coding region: 242-2548 (768 amino acids)
Biological process (GO): neuromuscular synaptic transmission; regulation of actin filament polymerization
Cellular component (GO): recycling endosome; neuromuscular junction
Molecular function (GO): protein binding
Source: RefSeq, a predicted model, not a curated record